CUUGACUUCCUUUUGCAGCCGUCUCCACGUAACACCCUGGUGAGCCCUCCUCAGCUUUUUCCUCAAAUAAAUGUUAUAAAUAGUGCUGUGUUCUGUUCACCGCCGUGCCGUCCUCCUCUCAAAGCCCCAAGUGAAUAUUUUUUGCACUGCCCCCCUUUUCUCUCAGUCACACACUCACUCUCUCUCACACCAGCUCACCUCUUGCCUUCCCUCUCUGAAUCCUCUCUCGCCCUGAGACUUUCUGGAGGACUUUUUCUAGCUUGGAGUCCCUGUCAAGCAGUGAGAAGAAGCUCUCAGGAAGAGACCGAAGACAGAUAAGGUGGACAGACAGAAGUCUAGAGUAGCAGCGUCAGCAUGCGGUGUGUGAGCUUCCUCUCGGUGUGGACCUACCUGCUGGUCCUUGGCCCGGGGGUAUGGGGCGCUCCCAGCCAGUGCCCGGCCCUGUGUCACUGCCACGGGGACCUGCAGCACGUCAUCUGUGACAACGUGGGGCUAAAGAACAUUCCACAGGUGUCCGAGGCCACCCGUCUGCUCAACUUGCAGAGGAACAACCUGGGCAGCCUUCCCACCGGCUCCUUCGCCAGCAGCAAGGGUCUCAUCUCGUUGCACAUGCAGCACUGCCAGCUCCGCGAGAUCGGCGGCCAGGCCUUCAAGGGGCUCAAGAAGCUCAUCUACCUCUACCUGUCCAACAACGAGAUCACCAGCAUCAAGCCGGGUGCCUUCGAGGACCUCACCGAGCUCACCUACCUCUACCUGGACGGCAACCGCAUCAGCGACCUACCCAAGGGCAUCUUCUCGCCCAUGAUCAACCUGUUCAUCCUGCAGCUCAAUGAUAACAAGCUGCGUGACAUCAAGCCAGGCACCUUCGCCGGAGCCAAGGACCUGCGCUGGCUGCACAUGAGUGGCAAUGAGAUGAGCUCGCUGCAGCCGGGCUCUCUGGACGACGUGGAGAACCUGGCCAUCCUGCACCUGGACAGGAACAGGCUGUCCACCUACCCCGGUCUGGCCAUGAGCAAGCUGAGAGUGGUGGAGGAACUGAGCCUGGCCAAGAACCCCCUGAGAAGCAUCCCUGACAAUGCCUUCCAGAGCUUCGGACGCUACAUGGAGAAGCUGCACCUGGACGGCAUGGGGCUGGAGAAGUUUUCUGACGGUGCGUUCAACGGCAUGAAGGCCAUCAAGUCUCUGCACUUGGACAACAACAAGCUCAAGUCCCUGCCCAAGAGCCUGGAGUUCACCACCAUCACCAACCUCACGCUCGCCAACAACCCCUGGAGCUGCACCUGCACGCUAGCCCCUCUGCGCAAGUGGAUGGAUUCUAGCCGCCAGCGUCCUGAUGCGCUCUGUGCCUCUCCGUCCUCACAGAGAGGAAAGCAGAUUAGGGACAGCUCCGCCUUCAGCGACUGCACAGUUAAGACAAAGAGAGCCAAGAAGGGCACACGCCAUUAAAACACAGGAGAUGCUGCCUGAGGGGAAAGGCCUGUCCAGGUGACAGGCUCAGUACGUGUGCAGAGAAAGAAAGCGACGCUAACUGCUACUUAAAGACCGUCCAUCUCACUAUCUGCCAAAUAUCAAUGUCACAUGUACACACAUGGAGUGAUACAUGACACAAAUACAUCCCCCUUUCUUUUCAAAGGCUGAAGAAUUUGUCAUGCAUCCCACAACCAACAUUCAUACAAGCAGCCAUGUUGACUCUCCUCCUCUCGCUCUCCCUAACGCCAGCUUUACACCCUCACCUCUCAGGACCCCAUCACCUGCUGCCACAGCAACGGCCUGCAUCAUCCCCCAAGCCCCCCCCCUAACAACCUUCCAAAUGGAAUGUUCCAGGCCAGGUCUCCCUUUAUUUAAUGUGGUUCACUCAGUUGGUCAUGUCUUGCUUCCCCCGUGAGAAAUUCUGUCAGACUGAGAAAACAUCCUGAAAGGACUGUGACCGUAAAACGGACCUUGACGUAUUGUGACUUGACCCGACUCCUCUCAAAACUCUGACCAAAAGUAAAUGACACAACACAGCGCAGGCGGCUAAGGACUUUAUGAGAUAAUGGAGCAACGGCAAGUUGAAAGGGAACAUAGUCAGAGAUGACAAAGAGAUGAGUCCAGUUCUCCAGCGGUAUCUUUCGUUUAAAGACUGUCCUUUGUAUGUAUUCAAUCUCCCCAGAGAUACAAAACAAAAUCAUCCUUACAUGAAUGGAGUUUGGAAGUGUUUGAAGUGCCUUUAGGUCUGUUAUCACAGGACAUUUUGUACAGUUCAAAAUGGAUUUGAGAAUAGGUAGCAGAGGUGUCAUGUCUGAGUCUUUGACUAAAUAAUUAAUAUAGUAAAUAUUUUGCCUUUUCCACCCUCCCCCACUGCUGUGGCAAUGCUUACACUGUGUGACAUUUCAUUUAAAGUAAUUGAUUUACAUUGAAAACAAGAUACUUUUUACUGCUAAAUCAAUGGGUUAUCUAUAGGCAUUGAAGACUUCCCAAACUCUGGGAGCAUGUAUGUACCCCCUUUCCCUUUUUAUAACUCUUAACAUUUGUCUCUUUAGCAUCUUUUUUUAUGUAUAUUGAACAUCAUAUUUUGGGGGGACAUUUAAGAAAUAAAUAUGUAACCUUGUC
Messenger RNA from Salmo salar (Atlantic salmon), 2592 nucleotides. RefSeq names its product chondroadherin. NCBI's taxonomy places the organism in Eukaryota, Metazoa, Chordata, Actinopteri, Salmoniformes, Salmonidae. Gene Ontology annotation, molecular function: protein binding. The record is from RefSeq and is a predicted model, not a curated record.